Prorocentrum cordatum is the source of this 474-nucleotide messenger RNA. The record is from the annotation of a GenBank genome assembly. Lineage: Eukaryota; Dinophyceae; Prorocentrales; Prorocentraceae.
AUGGAGAACGUCCUCCCUCGUGUGGAGGCGCUGGACCGGGCGGAGGCAAGGAGGGUGCCCUUCAUCGCCGUCGUGCGCGAGGUCGCCCCGACGGCGAAGGUGCCGGAGGACGGGGGCGAGAAGGGCUUAGGGGUCGGGGAGUUCCAGGCGAGGUAUUUCCAGGGGAGGCCCGUGUAUUGGGACGAGGGCCAGGGCUUCGUGAAGGCGAUGGGCAGCCGCAAGAUCAAGCUCAAGUUCAAGUCGCCCUGGUGGAAUCCCAUUGGGCUUUUCAGGGAGGUGACAGAGGGCUUAAAGAAGUUGAAAGAGAAGGGCGUGGAGGGUAACCUGGUCGGCGACGGGAUGAUCCAGGGGGGUGUUCUGUGCAUAGGCCCGAAAGGCCAAGGCGUCACCUACGCCCAUUUUGAGGAGAACGAUCCAGACGUCGGGAUGCCAGCGGACUCCAUUGUGGACGGCGUUGCAAAGUUCGAGUUCUAA